Messenger RNA from Ziziphus jujuba (common jujube), 1422 nucleotides. RefSeq names its product expansin-A15-like. Gene Ontology annotation, cellular component: extracellular region. The transcript is spliced from 4 exons. Bases 290 to 1006 code for a protein of 238 amino acids. Lineage: Eukaryota; Viridiplantae; Streptophyta; Magnoliopsida; Rosales; Rhamnaceae. Gene Ontology annotation, biological process: plant-type cell wall organization. The record is from RefSeq and is a predicted model, not a curated record.
UUCUCUGUAAAAACAAGAGAAGAGAAAGAAGAAGAUUAUAGGGAUCUGAGCAGAAAUCUCUUUUACAGAGAACCAACUCUCUCUCUCUCUCUCUCUCUCUGUGCAAACUUGUUUUUACACAGGCUUUUAUCGGAGGCUUUCUUCACCUAAAUGGUUUUCGCCGACAUCUCUUUCCCCCUCGUCGGUCUCUACCAACGCCGAAAUCCGAUCAAUUGAAGAAGAAGACCCCCCCGCUCAAUCCCAUCACCUUCGUCCUCUGAAUUCGACUAAUCGAGGAAAAAAAAAAAAAAUGGGCUUGCUGGGGAUUUUUCUUAUAGUCUUUUUCUCAAUGGUGUUGUGUGUCGUCGGAGGUUGGAGCAGUGGUCAUGCCUCUUUCUAUGGUAAACGUGAUGCUUCUGGAACAAUGGGCGGGGCUUGUGGUUAUGGAGACCUACAUAGUGAAGGUCAUGGAAGUAACACAGCAGCACUGAGCACUGCAUUGUUCGACAAGGGGUCGAGCUGUGGGGCAUGUUUCGAGAUCAGGUGCGACGAUGAUCCUCAGCGGUGCUUGCCUGGUACCAUUGUCGUCACCGCCACUGAUUUCUGCCCACCAGUUGGUUGGUGUGGUCCUCUCAACCACCAUUUCCGUCUCUCUCAGCCUGUCUUCCAACACAUUGCUAAGCCCGAAGCCAGGAAUAUUAGCGUCUCUUAUCGAAGGGCUAUAUGCAGAGUAAGUGGAGGCAUAAGAUUCACAAUCAUUGGGCAUUCAUCCUUCUUUCUGGUGCUCAUAACCAAUGUUGGAGGUGCUGGAGACGUUCAGGCCGUGGCCGUCAAAGGUUCGAGAACUGCGUGGCAACAAAUGUCAAGGAACUGGGGGCAAAAGUGGCAGAGCGAUUCCUCCCUCAUUGGACAAAGCCUCUCAUUUCAUGUCACAGCCAGCGAUGGACGCAAAGUGAUUUCAAAUGAUGUUGCUCCUGCUGACUGGUCAUUUGGAAAGACAUACACUGGAAGACAGUUUCGCUAUUAAUUAAUCCGUCUCUCCCCCUUUUUCAGGCCCCUUUUUGUACUUUCUAUAUAUAUAUAUAUAUAUAUAUAUAUAUAUAUAUUUAUAUUUAUAUAUCUCUCUCUCUCUCUCUAGGAAAUAGGCAUAUAUUGUUGUUAAAAACCGAUGAUUUACGAUAGGAGCCGUCCGAUCCGUAUUUAUCGUAUGUUUGAAUCGAUUUUUGUUUAAGUCGAUUUGUAGGUUGCACGUAAUUGAAUAGCACGAUUUGAAUCGUGGAUGAUGAUCUACUGGAGAAAUCGAAAUGAUGGAGAUGAAGACGAUAAUAAUCUACUGCAAAGGUCAUAUAGGAUUUCAUUGGUCAAAGAAAAAAAUAACAUUUAUUGUUAUUGUACAUUUCUGAAGACGAGAAAUUUAUUAUUAUUUUAUUUGUUUCUUUUUAA